Molecule: messenger RNA, 2554 nt
Organism: Tachysurus vachellii
Lineage: Eukaryota; Metazoa; Chordata; Actinopteri; Siluriformes; Bagridae
Gene: fsd1l
Product: fibronectin type III and SPRY domain containing 1-like
Exons: 14
Coding region: 110-1633 (507 amino acids)
Molecular function (GO): protein binding
Source: RefSeq, a predicted model, not a curated record
GCCUUGUUACACAGCAGUAGGACUCGGAUCCGCUUCUUGGUCGCGCUGAAACUUGGCCGCUCCAUGUAACGUUACCGAAUCCGUUUCGUGCUGUUUUUCAGUCCCCGGUAUGGACCCUCAGAAAGAGGCCUUACAAAGGAUAAUAACCACCCUAGCAAAUAAAAAUGAUGAGCUGCACAAUUUCAUCGAGACGCUGAGUCACCUGUUGGCUGGAGUUCAGGUUAACUCCAGCAAGGUGGUGUCUGACUUAGAAGAGGAGUUUGACCUGCUGUUCUCUAUCCUGGAAGAGACUAAGGAGAGUAUGACCAGCACUAUAAAGCAAGAACAGACCAGGAAAUCACACGAACUGCAGAUGCAGCUGACACAGAGCACAAAUGCACUGGAGAGUGCAGAAGAGCUGCUGGAGUUCGCUCAACACGCACUGGAUAUCAAAGACGAGGACGAGUUCACCAAGGCUGCCAAACAGAUCAAAGAUAGGGUGACGAUGGCUCCUGCAUUUCGCCUCACCAUGAAGCCCAAAGCCACAGACAACAUGACCCACUUAAUGGUGGACUUUUCACAAGAGCGCCAGCUUCUCCACGGACUUCGCUUCCUCCCUGUCCCCAAUGCUCCAGAAAUCGAUGUCCAGGACUGUCUGGUGAUGGACAACACAGUGACCGUCAUCUGGAGAAUGCCGGUGAAGGACAGCAAGAUCGACCACUACAUCCUCGAGUACAGAAAAACCAACCACGAGGGUCUGGCUCGAGUCAAGGACGAGCAUCACUGGGAGAUUGUGGACAACAUUAAGAGCACAGAUUACACACUGACAGGAUUAAAGUUCGAUUCCAAAUUUAUGAACUUCCGGGUUCGAGCGUGUAACAAAGCAGCAGCUGGAGAUUAUUCUGAUCCUGUCACACUGGAAACCAGAGCAUUUAACUUCGCCUUUGACUCGUCGUCCUCGCACCUGAACCUGAAGGUGGAGGAGAGCAGUGUGGAGUGGGAUCCACAGGGAGGCAAAGGUCUGGACAGUAAGGUCAAAGGGAAGGAGAACAAGGGCAGUGCACACCUCACUAAUCUGAAGAACAUGUCAAGAAGUGGAACUCCGUCCCCAAAAAGAGGGUCGACUGCUCGCUCGCCAGCUCCCAGAGGAGCCCGAGAUCGGUUUACCGGAGAGUCCUAUACAGUACUAGGUGAAACCAGUAUUGACUCUGGUCAACACUACUGGGAGGUGAAGGCCCUCAAAGACUGCAAGUCCUAUAGCAUCGGUGUAGCCUAUAAGAACCUGGGCAAGUUCGAUCAACUGGGCAAAACCAAUACCACCUGGUGUGUUCAUGUCAAUAACUGGCUCCAGAAUUCCUUCGCUGCCAAACACAACAACAAGGCGAAGAGCCUGGAUGUGGCAGUGCCGGAGAGGAUAGGAGUUUACUGUGACAUGGACGGAGGUCAGCUGUCCUUUUACAACGCAGAAAGCAAACAGCUGUUUCACUCGUUCAAGACCAAGUUCACUCAACCUGUUGUACCGGCCUUUAUGGUGUGGUGCGGUGGCCUGAGCCUCUCCACUGGGUUACAGGUUCCCAGUGCAGUAAGAAGCCUCCAGAAAGCUGAAAACGGGCUGACGGGAUCAAACAGCAGUCUGAACAGCAUGGCACAGUAGUCCGAGCAAAAAACUAUGGAUUCACUGACGAUUCGAGCCGAACUAGGACUAGCUUUCUCUUUAAUCCAUCUCUAAUCAGCAGCAAAGAGUAACUUGUAUGGACAACUCAUGACCUUGGACUUCCUUCCUUGGUAUUCCUAGGGAAUACAUCAUCCAGCGCUGGAAUACUGUAAAGCAUCAUGGGAAAAGAAAUCUGUCACUGGCAAGCCUAGACUUCUCCUAGAUAAGGAGAGUUGCCUCAUUUUCUGUCUUUCUUUUUCUUGUUGAAUAAGAAAUUCUAGCAGCUUUAUCAGGGAUUAGCGGAGUGCACUUUUCUCCAUUACUAAAUUAAAAAUUUUUUUUCCUUUCUUGCUUUUAAAAUGAUUUAUUUUUGACACAACUUCACUCCGGAAUGACAGAUUCAUUAUGCUUUGUUUUGUUAUAUUACUUUUAAUGACUUGUGUACAUUUGUUUAGUUUAGCGUCUGUAUGUAUAUGUGCGAAUACAGCCUGUGAGUGCGGGUGACGAUUACCUCGUGGCUGCACAAAGACAUUUUUCCUUAAAACUGUCAAAUCCUUGAACUGUUUGAACUACGAAUCCUGUAGGGAUUUUUUUUUGUUGUUGUUGUUUUUACUACAGUACGUUACGGAGUUGAAUACGACUAUGGAACAGUGCUUGCACGAUGUAAACCAUAUAAUGCUGCUUUCUUCCUAUUUAGGUUCCUGUUAAUGGUCCGAGUAAAUACUGUUCACCAAAAACACAUCUUUUAGACGUAGGCUUCAGACGGCUUUUAUAAGUGUUGCAGUGUUGAAAAAUGUUUUGAGUUCUUUCCAUGGUAUCAUGUUUGUUUGUUUUUUGUUUUUUUUUGAUCUGAUUAUUUACUCAUGUGCUCAUCAACAACUGUCAUUUCUGUACAUUCAGUAAAUUAUUGAUUUUCUAAAA